AUGUCCUCAGUUAAUGUUGUGCCUUGCGUCAAACGCGUGAUUUCCAUGGGAAAUCCACGGGUGCCUCCAAGGGCAACCCCGGGCGUCCGAAGCGUCCUGCUCGUAAGGUUGCCCAAGGGUGACCAAGUAUCAAGUCAGGCUCCAGAAAACAAGACGAAAGGUCACUGCAAAAAGAUAGGUGCUUCUCCUCCAGUGAUGCCUCAUCGCCGUGCAGCUGUGGGUGCCAAAGUCAAGGGCAACAAAGGGGACGAGUCUGAUCUCCGUUUGGCUGAAGCAGAGCAGCUCUGCAUGUUGCAGCAAAGUGCGCUGGAUCGAAUCAGCAUGGAUUUUCAACACCUCAAGGCUCUCAUCGAACGGGUGGUGAUGCUGGCUGACACCGAACGCCGGAAUGGCGCAGAGGGUGGCAACUUUGCAGCACUGCUGCACCGUUUGCGUGAGAUCAUUGCGGCCAACCAUCGAACACCAUGUACGACUCGCGAACUUGCACCUUUGCCUGUAGCUGCGACUUCCAUCACCUGUGACGACGAUGACAUGGAGCUGGCGGAGGGUGAGGUGAUUUGCUAUGGAGAACAAGUUCCUGAGCUCAGUUGA
Messenger RNA from Cladocopium goreaui, 591 nucleotides. The record is from the annotation of a GenBank genome assembly. Lineage: Eukaryota; Dinophyceae; Suessiales; Symbiodiniaceae.